Haliaeetus leucocephalus (bald eagle) is the source of this 4833-nucleotide messenger RNA. RefSeq names its product PR domain containing 10 (gene PRDM10). Lineage: Eukaryota; Metazoa; Chordata; Aves; Accipitriformes; Accipitridae. Gene Ontology annotation, cellular component: nucleus. The record is from RefSeq and is a predicted model, not a curated record. Bases 1092 to 4703 code for a protein of 1203 amino acids. Gene Ontology annotation, molecular function: protein binding. The transcript is spliced from 23 exons.
GCAAGACAUCUCUGCUGAGAGAAGACCACAGGGAAAUCAUUAAAAUCUCGAGGCACUGUGGAUGUCAGUGUCACAGCUGUAAUGGGUAUUGAGAGGGGGAUUUAAAGAAGAAAAUAAGAUCAUGCAGGAUUAAUGAGGGAGAGCAUCCUAUGGAGGACUAGUGAGCAAAGUUAUUUCGGUCUUUUCUGUCAUCAGUGUUAGAAAACUUACUCGGGUGUUUGUGUUUCCUGGCGGUUUUGUUGUCAGUGACUUUGGACCAGAUCUUGCUUUCCAGCUCCUGACCUUAACUGCAGGUCUUGUUUCACUAUUGGCUUUUGUACCAGCUAGAUUUCAAUGCUUGCUCCUGCCUUGGGCCGUCUUUAUUGCCUGGCCUUGGGACCUCUCUGGGAUGUGCCCUGCCUGCUCUUGCACUGACUUCUCAGCACGUCCACGUUUCCAGGGAAACAUGCUUUUCUGUGUAUUUUGGUGAUGAUAGAAAUUAUGAGAGUUUGUAGAAAUCCAGUCUGUGGUAGGAAUGCAUACCAGAGGGGCAGAUCCUAGGAUGUAUUUUCAAGUACGGAAGUUGAAAGCAUCAGCAAAUCCUGAAGCUCCUAAUAAUGUCUGAUUGUUGUUGCUACACAAUUGGCUAGGCUGAGCAGUGGAGUUUUUUUCAUUUCUGUGAAGAACAGCAAUAACAGUACCAUUUAUAGAAACGGCACCACCGAGCCACUGAAUUUGGCUCAACCUUGCAUUUUUCCCUGAGAUUUGAGAUUACUGCUAACCUUUAGAACCAUGGCAAAACUUGAAAUGACUGUCUUCUGCUUUCUUUUCCGACUUUUUGGUACAAUUUUUUUUGCAGAUAUGAAUCGUAGUGUCCAGUUUUGUCUAUUAAAGACCUUUCUGAACCCUUCGGUCUCCUUUCCACUCAAGUUGUAAGUUUUAUUUGUGCCAAAAUGAGUCUGCAGGAGUGAGUCAGCAUCUUCCUUUAGACCUUCAGUAUCUGCUUGUGGGGAAGCCAUGUUACUGAAGAUCACCUUGUCUUCUGGAAGUAGAAACACAGUGAACAGAUGAAUCUAUUCAGCCAGACAUUCCUCCAGUAGAUCUCUAUCCCCAUGGAGCACCACAGCAGAGAGGAGAUGGACUCAAAAGAUGAAAGUCCUCAGGUGUGGGCUGACUCUGCUGAGCAGGAACAGAAUACUGCUCAGGUGCACUUUGUCCCUGAGGGGGGGACAGUGGCACAGAUUGUGUACAGUGAUGAGCAGGACCGUCCCUCGCAGCAGGUUGUCUACACGGCGGAUGGCACCUCCUACACCUCCGUGGACACCUCCGAGCACACGCUCGUCUACAUCCAUCCCGUGGAAGCUACGCAGACUCUGUUUACAGAUCCGUCCCAAGUGGCUUACGUCCAACAGGAUGCCACCACCCAGCAGGUAACUGUGCUCUUGCCUGCUGCUGCUCAGAGCAUGAAUCCCACCAACCUGUCCGUGCUCGGCAACGUUGCCGAAUCCCCCCAGCAAAUGGCUCUGGAGCAGGGUCCACAAGCAGAUAGAGCAUCAUUACCGGUGCAUAACCAGGUGUUACCUCCUAUGGAGGCAGUGGAUGGUUCUGACCCUUUAGCACCUCUGCAGAAUCAAAUGGGAAGGAUGGAAGCAAAAGAGGAAGAUGAUGAUGAUGAAGAUGAAGAUGAAGAUGGGGAAGACACUGACAUGGAUGAAUGGGAUCCGGAUCCACCUCGACCCUUUGAUCCCAAUGAUUUGUGGUGUGAAGAGUGUAAUAAUGCACAUCCCUCUGUGUGUCCAAAACACGGACCUUUGCAUCCGAUCCCAAACCGGCCUGUGCUGACCAGGGCAAGAGCCAGCCUGCCCCUGGUGCUCUAUAUAGACAGGUUUUUGGGAGGUGUGUUCUCCAAAAGGCGUAUCCCAAAACGCACACAGUUUGGACCUGUGGAAGGACCCCUGGUUAGACAAACUGAACUCAAAGACUGCUAUAUCCAUUUGAAGGUUUCUCUUGAUAAGGGUGACAGAAAAGACAGAGAUUUGCAAGAGGACCUGUGGUUUGAACUUUCUAGCGAGGCUCUUUGUAACUGGAUGAUGUUUGUGCGUCCUGCUCAAAACCAUCUGGAGCAGAACCUGGUAGCCUAUCAGUACGGCCACCAUAUUUAUUACACAACCAUUAAAAACGUGGAGCCCAAGCAGGAACUCAAGGUGUGGUAUGCUGCCUCUUACGCAGAGUUUGUGAACCAGAAGAUCCACGACAUAUCUGAGGAGGAAAGGAAGGUUCUCAGAGAGCAGGAGAAGAACUGGCCAUGUUAUGAGUGCAAUCGUCGUUUCAUGAGCUCAGAGCAACUCCAGCAGCACCUCAACUCUCACGAUGAGAAGCUGGACUUCUUCAGCAGAGCCAGAGGCCGAGGUCGUGGGCGAGGAAAGAGGAGGUUUGGACCAGGCAGACGCCCGGGGCGCCCUCCCAAAUUCAUGCGUAUGGAAGUAACCAGUGAAAAUGGCGAGAAGUGUGAAGAAGGGACGCAGGACUUGCUGCAUUUUUCCAGCAAGGGGCAGUUUGAUGAGGCCGGACAAGCCACACUGAAUGGGUUGGAGCAGCAGGAACAGACUCCAGUGCCAUCAGAGACGCAGUCGGCACUGGAGCAGCAGUCAGAAAACCACCCGCUACAAAUCCAGCCGCAGCAUGAUGAGAGCACGGUGCCUACGCAGAGCACCAUGACAGCAGAUGACAUGAGGCGAGCGAAGCGUAUCAGGAACGCAGCUCUUCAGCACCUGUUCAUACGGAAAUCCUUUCGCCCGUUCAAAUGCCUCCAGUGUGGGAAGGCCUUCCGCGAAAAGGACAAACUGGAUCAGCACUUGAGGUUUCACGGACGGGAAGGGAACUGCCCUUUGACUUGUGACAUCUGCAACAAGGGCUUCAUCAACAGCGGUGCUCUCGAGAGCCACAUGAAGUUCCACAUGGACCAGAAAACAUACUCCUGCAUUUUCUGUCCCGAGUCCUUUGACCGCUUGGAUCUGCUUAAAGAUCAUGUGGCCAUCCAUGUCAAUGAUGGCUAUUUCACCUGCCCUACCUGCAAAAAACGCUUUCCAGAUUUUAUCCAGGUCAAGAAACACGUACGCAGCUUCCAUUCAGAAAAGAUUUACCAGUGCACAGAAUGCGACAAGGCUUUCUGCCGUCCUGACAAGCUGCGACUCCAUAUGUUGCGACACUCAGACCGCAAAGACUUCCUGUGCUCCACGUGUGGCAAGCAGUUCAAGAGGAAAGACAAACUGCGAGAGCACAUGCAGAGGAUGCACAACCCAGAGAGGGAGGCCAAGAAAGCUGAUCGAAUCAGCCGCUCAAAAACAUUCAAGCCUCGGAUAGCUUCCACUGACUAUGAAAGCUUCAUGUUCAAGUGCCGACUCUGUAUGAUGGGUUUUCGCCGGAGGGGGAUGCUGGUGAACCAUUUAUCAAAGAGACACCCAGACAUGAAAAUAGAAGAGGUGCCAGAGCUCACGUUGCCCAUCAUCAAACCCAACAGAGAUUACUUUUGUCAGUACUGUGAUAAGGUGUACAAGAGUGCCAGUAAACGCAAAGCACACAUCCUGAAGAACCAUCCUGGUGCUGAGCUACCUCCAAGCAUUCGGAAACUGCGCCCUGCGGGCCCAGGAGAGCCAGAUCCCAUGUUGAGCACCCACACCCAGCUGACAGGCACCAUAGCCACUCCUCCGGUCUGCUGUCCUCACUGUUCCAAGCAGUACAGCAGUAAGACAAAGAUGGUACAACAUAUUCGCAAGAAGCACCCAGAGUUUGCUCAGCUCCCUAACACGAUACACGCUCCGCUGGCGACAGCUGUCAUCAGUUCCACUCCUGCUGUUCUAACCACUGACAGCUCUACCGGAGAGACUGUUGUGACAACAGAUUUACUGACACAGGCAAUGACGGAGAUAUCCCAGACCCUCACAACAGACUAUCGAACUCCCCAGGGAGAUUACCAGCGAAUCCAGUACAUCCCUGUGUCUCAAUCCACAACUGGCUUGCAGCAGCCUCAGCACAUACAGCUGCAGGUUGUUCAAGUGGCCCAGGCUACCUCACCUCACCAGUCCCAGCACUCCACAGUGGACGUUGGGCAGCUUCAUGACCCCCAGACAUACACGCAGCAUGCUAUCCAGGUGCAGCACAUCCAGGUCACAGAGCCAACGCCAGCAACUCAGUCAUCAUCACAGGUUGGUGGUCAGCCUUUGAGUCCCUCCUCACAGCAAUCUCAGCAGGAACUCAGCCCCUCACAGAUGCAGACAACUACAUCGACACCAAACCAAGCCCUCCAGCAGCAACAAGGAUCUUCAGUUCAGCACACGUAUCUUCCCAGCACGUGGAACUCAUUUCGGAGUUAUUCAUCUGAGAUUCAGAUGAUGACCAUUCCCCAAGGCCAGUAUGUGAUCACAGAGACCGCUGUAGGUACACCAGUCACCACUGUCAACACAGGGCAAGUGAAAGCAGUUACUCAGACUCACUAUGUGAUAUCUGAAGGUCAGUCUGAUCUGGAUGUCAAACAAAACUCUUCGCUCUCCAGCGAGGUACAGGUCGGCGUUUCCCAGCCACCAGCCCACACAGAUACCUUGGAAUCACAAACAAGCAGUCAGCAGCAAACCACCCAGUACAUAAUCACUACAACCACCAACGGGAAUGGCAGCAGUGAAGUGCACAUCACUAAACCAAGAACUUUCUCAGCAGAACACGAAUGAAUAAGCCUUGUGGUGUCAUUUGCUUGUACUUGUAACCGGCCCUGAAAGCCCAGAUAUAUGGGCAUCCUGGAGCUCAAUAUAUUUUAAAAGUAUAUGCUCACUUAUCUUCAACUAAAAUCUUGGAGCUCUU